Molecule: messenger RNA, 540 nt
Organism: Argentina anserina (silverweed cinquefoil)
Lineage: Eukaryota; Viridiplantae; Streptophyta; Magnoliopsida; Rosales; Rosaceae
Exons: 4
Coding region: 180-530 (116 amino acids)
Source: RefSeq, a predicted model, not a curated record
AAUUGGUCGCGCGUCGUCCGACGCUCCUUCCUCGCGACUCCGACGACAUGCGCCGUCGUUCCUCCGCCGUCAGACCAUCUCCGGCCGGCGAACUGGUCCCAUCUUGAUCGAAUCGCCGUCUCCGUCCUCCCUGCUGCCAUGGCUUGCUCCAUCGCUGCCGGAGAAAGGAGAAAAGAAGGAUGAAGGGCCGACUGUUCUGGGACUCUCCGGCGACUUCACGGCGUCUCCGGCCACAGAUUAGGUCGAUUCUGGACUGUUUUGGUGUUUCUUGGCUUGAUUUCUACCUCUUUGGCAUCUGUGAUGAAGCCUUGAACCCGAUUAGGAGCCUUCUGGAUCGAUUUGAUCAUUUGACUCCGAAUUGGUGGAUUUCUGUUCCACCGAGAUCGUGGAGAAGCUUCUGGGAAUUGAUUAUUCUAAGGGACUCCAAUUACCCGGUGAACGGAAGUGGAAAGCUUGUGACUCACAGAGUACGCGAGGGAAAUUGUUGGAAUCCAGUGUGUCUGCAUGUACUGUGCACUGAUACGGGAUAAUGGACGAUGG